AUGCCCACGGGCUCUGUGAUGGGAGCCCUCCUGUCGUGGAAGUUAGUCGAUGCGGUACCGCCGCGGGGGGUAGUGGCGUAUGCAGCCCUUUUUUGGAUACUGGGAAGCUUCAUCCAGAUGCUUGCGCCGGGCAUUGGAGUGGUGGGCUUUGGGAGACUGAUUUGCGGAAUUGCGGCUGGGGUCAUCAGCGCUGUUGUGCCCCCGUAUCUGGCUGAGAUUGGGGGACGGUCGAAUCGAGGCAAGUUUGCCAGCGUCCUCGCCAUGGGUAUCGCCCUUGGCUUCUUGGGGCAAAUCGGAGGCCAGCUGGCUGAAGUGUCGAUUUUGGGCGGCGUCUUGGAGAUUUAUCCAGAGAUGCGUACCAGACUCCUCAAUCUUCUUCGAUUCUCGUUUGCUAUGCAAAUACUGCCCGGCGUUGUGCUGCUGAUCUUUUGCUACUUUGUACCCCCGAGCCCGCGGCAGCUUGCCAAGGAGGGCUGCUGGCCAGAGGCAAAGAGUCUGCUUGCUGACCUACACGCAUCUGGAGAUCGAGAGAAUGCCCACGUCCUGGCGUACCUUCACGAGCUGGAGGGUGAUGUCCUGAACCAACCGCAAAGGGUGCGAGCAAGACUCGUGUUGGGCAUGCUGGUCACCGCGUGGAGCCAGCUGUGUGGCGUGCAUCUGGUCCUUCACCAGAUUAUGAUUGUCACGGUUGGAGCAGAGUUCGCCUCGUCAGAUCUCGUCGUUGUGCUCCUACACGUUCUCACCUUCUUCUUCACGCUGCCGGCAAUCGGUUGGCUGGACUCCUGGGGUCGGCGGAUAACAAUGAAGCUUGGCUGCGUGUGUAUGGCGGCCUGCCUACUUUGGAUGGGUCUUUUCCAGUCGAGACGGAUCGCGUCCAGUGAGGCCAAAGACAACAAUGGACUUGAUGAGACCCAUGUACCCUGGGCCAUCAAGAGUUCUCACGGCGAUUCUCUUGGUAUGAUUAUCUUCUGCUGUCUGUUUAUGGUCACAUAUGCGAUGUCCUGGGGCCCGAUCAUUUGGGUGUACCCGGUAGAGAUAUUCCCGGGUUGGCUUCGAAGCAGAGGGUUUGGCCUUUGUAUGGCCGUGUACUGGAUAUGCAAUGCUGGCAUGGCCUGGGGGCUGCCGAGCCUAGGCAGGUCUACCGAUGGAUGCUCUUUAAACUGGAUCAUCUAUCUGUAUGUCAACUGGGCGGCUCACGAGACCAAGGGAUACACACUAGAAGAGAUGGACCAUGCCUUCCUCUCAGGUCGCCGGGCAUGGCAGCAUAGCUCCGGGGAAAGAAUCUUUGACUUGCUGGUGGCACGAAUCGAGCGUCAGCAGGGCCUGCAAGGGACCGAUCACGCUGCCGGAAGGCCAGGGCAAGAGUUUGAAAUGACCGAAUGGGCAUCUCAACAGGCUGGCACUCCUGAUGUAUCUCCAACAUGA
Molecule: messenger RNA, 1425 nt
Organism: Trichoderma citrinoviride
Lineage: Eukaryota; Fungi; Ascomycota; Sordariomycetes; Hypocreales; Hypocreaceae
Product: MFS general substrate transporter
Exons: 7
Coding region: 1-1425 (474 amino acids)
Biological process (GO): transmembrane transport; carbohydrate transport
Cellular component (GO): membrane
Molecular function (GO): carbohydrate:proton symporter activity
Source: RefSeq, a predicted model, not a curated record